Messenger RNA from Racocetra fulgida, 135 nucleotides. The record is from the annotation of a GenBank genome assembly. Lineage: Eukaryota; Fungi; Glomeromycota; Glomeromycetes; Diversisporales; Gigasporaceae.
AUGGACGAAGUUGUACCUGAAAUUAAAAUUGAUUAUAGAAAAAAUAAUUCUGUAACAAAAGAGGAAGCUUGCUUAAAAAUUAUUGAAGGCUCACCUCGAAAUCAAUACCUUUUCCUCCCCGAAGGUGAAAUAUUU